CCCCGCACAGGCUGCGUCCUGACGUUCUCCCACGCUCCGUCUCCUAAGCAACGUCGCCGCAGGUCGGGAGCUCCGCCGUAAAGCGCGGCGCUGUCCCGAAAGGCAACGUAAAGCGCCUCUCUGAGGCGAAAGGCCCGGCCCGGCCUAAGUUGAAUGGAGGGCGAGGAGGAGGCGGCGGCGGCCGGCGGUGGGGGCAGCAGCCGGGGAGGAGGAGCCGCCGCUGCCGCCCCUCAGCGUCGUCGCCGUGGUUCUCCUCUGAGCGAGCGGAGAGGCCAGCCAUGUUGCCCGCGGCCUGGCUGGCCAAGGGCGGCGCCUGCGGCUGGCGGUUCCUGAGGGGCGCCAACCCCGCCAGGGCGCGCCGGGGACUCCUCUCCCGGGCGCCGCUGGCCGCCGCCGCCUCGCCCCCUCACCGCCUGCUGCGCCCCACGGGCUCCCGGCAGCAGCAGCAGCAGCAGCUGCUGGCCUGGGCCAGCUGCGGGGUCGGAGGGCCCGCGGGGAACUCGGAGCGCGGCGCCGGGAAAGCCAGGCCUCCCCGCGGAUACGCCGAACUGGUAAGGGGAGAAGCGCGCCCACCCCCACCCCCUCGCCGAAGCAGGCGGCCUGGGGCUUCGCGGCCACUCGAGGCCCCGGAUGCGGCCCUCCCUCGCGGCCCAUAGCGCCUCCACAGCAACAAGAGGGUCAAGGGGGCGGUGGCGGGGAACACGCACCAAACCGAAUUUCUGGCACUUGGCAAACCCGAGGAAGGUUUCGGCCUGGUUUUACUACGUUCAAAAAGGUUUCGGAGCGGUUUUUGUGUUUUUGCUUUCCUCCCUUCCAUAUGUGAAAGGGCAUUUAAUUUAGCGCGUGGGUCCGUUGGGUUCCCUGCGAUGGUUAGAAGACUAGGAGAUCCCCAAUUUUUUUACAUUGGGGGAAGUAGCCUGUAGGGCUCAAGGAGGGUCGGGGCUGGACUACUUCUGCAGGAAUGUUCUUGAAUAUUGAAAGAGUUGCUACCUUUGUAUGGACUCCUCUCCUUGACCUGCUAAUUGUCUGUGGCUUGGGAAGGUUUUUUUUUUAUAGGUCCACGAUAUCGGAUACAGCAGACCUUCCCAAGUGUCCCUAUUUUCCAGGGACGGCCUUGAUUUACAGAAGCCGUCCCGCUUUCUGAUUUGAUCCCGAAAUGUGCCACUUUUCCUUAGGCUGUCUCUAUUUUCACUGGAGAAAUGUUGGAGGGUAUGGCGUUAUCUGAUCCCCGAGCCGUCUGAAGGCAAUCCUGUAUAGGGAAAUGUGUGGGUUUUUUCCCUUUUUUUUUUAACAGAUAUAACAUAUAAAACAUACAAAAGAGAGAACAUUACAAUACUAAGAGAGAAAAAACAAAAGAAAAAACAAAAAUAAAAACACAUUCCUUUUGAAGUUCAUUUUAAAUUCCAUUAUUAACUGACUUCCUCAAAUCCCCCUAACUGAAUUUCAUUGUAUCAACUUGUAACAGUUCUCCAAAAUCAUUUUUCUACUACAAUUUACUCCUUCAAUUUACUUUCUUCAUCUUUUUUCUUAUUGACUUAAAUCCAUAUUACAGUGAUACCUCGGGUUACAUACGCUUCAGGUUACAGACUCUGCUAACUCAGAAAUAGUGCUUCAGGUUAAGAACUUUGCUUCAGGAUGAGAACAGAAAUCGUGCUCCGGCAGCGCAGCAGCAGCAGGAGGCCCCAUUAGCUAAAGUGGUGCUUCAGGUUAAGAACAGGUUCUGGUUAAGAACAGACAUCUGGAACAAAUUAAGUACUUAACCCAAGGUACCACUGUACAAAAUUCUUAUUCUAAUCCUAGGCCUAUUUGAUACUUUCAAGUACCUUCUAAUUAUCUUAUAUUUAGGGAAGUGUUUUUUAAAUGUUUUUUAAUGUUUUUAUAUACAGUGGUACCUUGGGUUACAUACGCUUCAGGUUACAUACGCUUCAAGUUACAGACUCCACUAACUGAGAAAUAGUACCUCGGGUUAAGAACUUUGCUUCAGGAUGAGAACAGAAAUUGUGCUCCAGCGGCAGCAGGAGGCCUCAUUAGCUAAAGUGGUCUCCAGGUUAAGAACAGUUUCAGGUUAAGAAUGGACCUCCGGAACAAAUUACCGUAUUUUUUGCUCUAUAAGACUCACUUUUUCCCUCCUAAAAAGUAAGGGGAAAUCUGCGUGCGUCUUAUGGAGUGAAUGCAGGCUGCGCAGCUAUCACAGAAGCCAGAACAGCAAGAGGGAUCGCUGCUUUCACUGCGCAGCGAUCCCUCUUGCUGUUCUGGCUACUGAGAUUCAGAAUAUUUUUUUCCUUGUUUUCCUCCUCCAAAGACUAGGUGCGUCUUGUGGUCUGGUGCGCCUUAUAGAUCGAAAAAUACGGUAGGUACUUAACCCGAGGUACUACUGUAUGUUUGAAGCUGCCCAGAGUAGCUGGGGCAACCCAUUAAGAUGUGUGGGGUAGAAAUAGAAUUAUCAUUCUGGGAUGGGACAUCCCUAUUUUCAUCGGAGAAAUAUUGGCGGGUAUGCAAACACACAGGCUUGUAUACAGCCCGCCUGCUUCAGUAGGAGCUUGGCUUCCCUUUCUCUCGUGUACCAGUCUCACUGUAGUGAUGAGCGAAAACAUCUUUCCCACUGACCUUAGAGAAACUCCUUCUCCUUACUAUUUUGGGCACACUCCAGGAUCUCCUCAUUGGCAAAUUCUAAUAAUGUGUUCUGCAGUGUUUGUCCUGGACUUGUUUCCACCUGUGCUUGAAAUGAUUUCCUUUGUAGGUCUGCCAGAUUGCCUGAUGGAGACUGACAUCAGCGGUACCAAAUGUUCCCUUUGCAAUCUGGUGCAGAUCCACAGAGAAAGUGGUUCAAACUACUCCAUAAUCAUGUCAGGUUCCAACCCCAUGUGAUUAAGAACUCUUGCAGUUGUUAAGUUUGGAAAGUUUUAUGCUUAGCUUUCCGUAUACAGUGGUACCUCGGGUUAAGAACUAAAUUCAUUCCGGAGGUCUGUUCUUAACCUGAAACUGUUCUUAACCUGAAGCACCACUUUAGCUAAUGGGGCCUCCUGCUGCCGCUGCGCCACUGGAGCACAAUUUCUGUUCUCAUCCUGAAGCAAAGUUCUUAACCCGAGGUAAUAUUUCUGGGUUAGUGGAGUCUGUAAGCUGAAGCGUCUGUAACCUGAAGCGUAUGUAACCCAAGGUACCACUGUAUAAGCUUAUACUUGCUUGUGGAGAUGGAAGAAAGAAGCAGCUGCUUCAGUGGGGGGGAAAAAGCAUUUUGAGAUCUUAAAAAUGGCUGUUGCGACCUUCUUUAUUUCCCCAUUUCAAAUAUUCAGAAAUUAUAUUGUUAUGGAUAUAGGCCAUUCAUGUUUAUUGGAAGACUUAUUCAUGUGCAGGACCUUGUUUCCAUAUGGAGAAUUGAAAUAUACCAAUGGAGUGAAAAAGUAGAAGUGUUAAUGCCUGCCUGCAAUUACAGGCUGACCAGUAAUGUAAUGAUGUGUAAACAUCAACUCAGCAGUUUCUUUACAAACUGCUAUGCACAUAGGUGGUUGCAGAUGCCUGUUUCAAACGUACAUAGAAUCAUAGAGUUGGAAGGGACCCCAAAGGUAAUCUAGCCCAAUCCCCCGCAAUUCAGGAAUCACAGCUAAAAAAUCCCUGACACGGUGGCCAUCCAACCUCUGUUUAAAAAACCUCCAGUGAAGGAGAGUACAUUAGUGACCACUGUGUUUAAGUAGUAGCUUGAACAUAAGAAGACAUCAUAGAUCACUACAGAAAACUUCCUUUCUUCCAGCCUGCUACUUUCAGUGGAGCCAAUUCAUACAUUCCGUUUUGAAUCAGAAAGAAAGCAGUGUGCGAAUUGGCUCUGAAUUGUCAUUCUUUACAUGGGGAUUUGUUUAUUUGAAAAUAUUUUUAUGUCAAAACAUCACUUCAGAUUCUAAACCGGGAAGACUUUCUGUAGGGCAAUAUUUUCACAUGUGUAUACUACAGUCCUAGCCAUGUCUACCUAUAAGUAAGUCCUUUUGUUUCAGCGCAGCUUAUUUCCAGCUUAGCAGGGUUAGGACUGGAGUCUUAGCCAUCUGAAUGUGUUUUCCCAUUUUUGGGGGGUAUUGUUUAUGUGUAGCCUUUCCUCGCCUGCUUUUCAUUCUAAAAGCUAAAAUCAAUACCCAAGCAGACUGAGUUGAGGUAAUGUGUAUUUGAUUUUUAAUAAGCUUACUUCCUGUUGUUUUGUUCUUUCCAGUAUGAAAACCCUUGGACAAUUCCUAAUUUUCUCUCAAUGGCAAGAAUUGGUCUGGCACCGGUUUUGGGCUACUUGAUUGUUGAAGAAAAUUUCAAUAUUGCAUUGGGUGUAUUUACUCUGGCUGGAAUAACAGAUUUGGUAAGUUUUAGCAUACCAUUUUGAAACGUUUUACAGAAGAAAUGAGAAUGUCUUUCAGUUUGGUUUUUGUACAUCUUUUUAUUUUAUAGGAAUAAUAUGAUUCAAUAGGUAAAGAGAGAAUUUUCCGUUCUUUUCGUUUGCAGCUUAAGAUAAGAGACUGGCUAUGUUGAAACCAACUUUUUACAAUUUUCUUGACUGUGUGCUUCUAAUCUCUACUUGGGGUUUUGUUUUUUUUAAGCAUGACUUUAACAAACAAACCAUUUCCCUAAGAAUAAAUGCUUGUGUCAUUGUACUUGGCCAUUCUUGUAUGCAAGGGGUCUUCAAUUCAGGAUGCCAGCCAACUCUGCCCUCUUUCAGAUUGCUGUAAGGAAUUUAAGGAGGUCAUUUCAUUCUCUCGCUCCUCCUCCCCAACCCCUGGUUUAUGUUUUUCUUUUCUAACCAAUACUAAGUAUUUCAUAGCUACUGAGUAUGCUCAGCUCAAUAUAUAUAUUUGUUAUUUCUGUAAGUCUUGGGUACCUCCUGUUGUGCUAAUAGUCUCCUAUUGUUUCUCAGUAGCCCCAUUUUGAUUCCAUUCCUGCCAGCCCUCACCACCCAAGUCCUGUCUGAACAUGCCUGUACUAAUCUUCCCGAAAUAAGGAGACUUUCAAAAGCAAUUUGUGAUAUGGCAUGCUGCCAUGCUCAGGUGUCUGCUGUUCAAAGGGUUGAGGGGAGUCAGAAAUCUCACUUGGCAUGUCUUAGCCUAUGGGCACUCCUGAAUAAGCUCUUUCAAUUCUGGCCAAGGUUAAUAGUACCAUUAAAAGAGUUACUUUGUCUUAGCUGUCUGUUCAAUUUGCGUUUUCAGUUGGAUGGCUUUAUUGCACGAAACUGGGCCAACCAAAAAUCUGCUUUGGGAAGUGCCCUGGACCCUCUGGCUGAUAAAGUUCUCAUCAGUGUCCUGUACAUUAGCCUGACUUGUGCAAAUCUUAUUCCAGGUAAGCAGAUGAAUAUUGUUCUUGAAUGGCUUGAAUAGUUAAUCACUUUAAUUCUAUAGGGCAAUAACAAAAAAAUUCAUUCUGUCAGUACAAGGGUAGCCACUUGCACAACAGAAUUUCCCCCUUCCUAUGUGUGAGACCCUUGCUCUCCCCAAAUCUGCUCCAGGGAGUUGGGGGAACUCCCUGAAUAGAUUUGGAGGGAAUUACAUUGCACAAGCUGAUGGAGCAAGCUAUCUGGAGACCACCCAUAGCUUCCCAGCUUGCCCUCACAAUAUAGUAUCCAGACAGUGUGAUGACACGGUUCACAUUAAUCACCCACCUGCAGAGCAGUAAUGGUGUGUAAAUAUCAACCCAGCAGUUUCUUUACAAGCUGCUAUGCACAUAGGUGGUUGCAGAUGCUUGUUUCAAACGUAAAACUUUCCAAACUUAACAACUGCAAGAGUUCUUAAUCACAUGGGGUUGGAACCUGACAUGAUUAUGGAGUAGUUUGAACCUGCUUUCUCUGUGGAUAAUCAGGAAGACUUAUACCAAAGGACCGUGACUUUCAAAAUAGUAAAGAUGUAGGCUUCCGUUUGCCCCACAUCCUAAAAACAAUGUUAAUCCAUAUCCUUCCUUGAAGUCACUUACUGAAUUCAUAUUCGUAGAGAGUGGUGGCUUUAAAUGAUAAUUGGUACUCUUUCAUGAAUUCUGUUGCAUUUGUUUGCUUCUGAGAUUUCUGUCCUACCUUUCUAGGAUGCAAGUUAGAAAUAUUUACAAAAACAGUACCUAACCAAAAUGAAAAACACAACAAAAGAUACAGUUAAAAGCACCAGCAGACACACACUUUAUCUAUAAGUUUUAUUAAAUUUUCUGUUUUACACAACCUUAAAAUAUCAAUGACUUCCUUUCUUCUGUUUCCAUGGUUCAUUUUGCAUAACAUAAGUCCCUGCAUAUUUUAUAUAAACUAAAACUUUCAGUAUUCCAUUAUUACAUCCAUCAAAACUUAUUUACAUUGUUGAAUUUAAUCUUAAUGCUGCCAACGUUUUCAAGUGUACACAAUUUCCCCCAUAUAAUCAAUAAACAUUUUCCAAUCUUCUUUAAACGUAUGUUCUUCUUGUUCUAUUCUAUAUGUUAGGUCUGCAAGCUGCGCAUAUUUCAUCAGUUUAAGUUGCUAUUCUUCUUUACUUGGGACAUCACUCAUUUUCCAUUUUUGGGCUAACAAAACACGAGCCGCAGUAGUGGCAUAUAUAAAUAAGGUUAUUUACGUAUGCAAACACACAUUUUAAAACAGUAUCCUAAAAAAAGCAAAGAAAAAGCCUCCAUUAACAAUGGAUCUGAAUGAGAAGUUGAUUGCUGUAUAGAUGUUAACCACUGGGUUUUGGUACUAGUCAAGACAUUACUUAAGGAAAAUGUAUGUUUUUUAUGGUUUUAUUUAAAAAAUAAUUGACUUUUAUUCACUUUACAGUUGUACUUUUAUAGCAGCCAGUGCAUAUUAAACAAUGGGUUUUUGUAUUCCCUACCUGAACUCAAGAAGCUGUGUUUUAAAUGUGUGGUAUUCAAUAGGUGGACAGCAAACUAAAUGCCCUAAAUUUAGACUAAAUAAAAGAAAGCAAAUGAUUUAAAAAAAUUACUUUAUGUGCUGAUGGGUCUUUGGAUGCUAUACAGUGGUACCUCGGGUUACAAACGCUUCGUGUUACGAACUCCGCUAACCAGGAAGUAGUUGCUCUGGGUUGCGAACUUUGCCCCAGGAUGAGAACGGAAAUCGCACGGCGGCAGGAGGCCCCAUUAGUGAAAGCGUGCCUCAGGUUAAGAAUGGUUUCGGGUUAAGAACGGACUUCCGGAACAAAUUAAGUUCGUAACCCGAAGUACCACUGUACACUUGUAUAUAUUAGGAUUUGAAUUGCCUUUCUGCAUGCUUAUGUUAACAAAUAUCAUGGGUUUUUUCCAGUUCCUCUUACAUCUAUGAUCAUUUUAAGGGACAUUGCAUUAAUUGCUGCUGUUUUUUACGUGCGAUACAGAACUCUUCCUCCACCAGUAAGUAUGCAGGUGUUUGUUUUGACUUUAAAUCAGUCACACCUUAUUUGUACCAAGGGGGGGUGGGAUAUAAAUAGUAAAAUGACUAUUUAAAUUAUUGUAUUAUUAAAUAUGAAGAUGGAAAAUGAUCGUGUUGCCUUUCUAAAUGCCUUAGUUGGUUCUUACUAGCUCACAUGCUUAUUAGACUUUUCUCCUCGAUAGUAUUACAAAUCAAACUUCCUGUCUUCUACAGAGAACACUUAGUAGAUAUUUCAAUCCAUGUUAUGCCACUGCUCAGUUAAAGCCAACAUUUAUCAGCAAGGUAAGAGCAAUUGUACAUCUUGCUAUUCAUUUGAUACCUAGUCUAUGUCACCAUGCAGCACAGUUGGGUAUGGAUGUUUUUGUACUAUUCUCUACCGUCAGCAAGCCCCAGUGAAAGUAUGAGAGAGGAUUUGGGUGAGGGCUCCAAGUUCUGAUUUGGCAGUGUGGGUUUUCUUCCUUUAAAUUCUGACAUCUCUUGUAAAGGGACCAGUAUGGGAUCCCUUUAGGGGAUAUCUGUGCUGCCUCAACUUCUCACUAGUGAAAAAUGUUUAUUUAAGCCAGGCAUAGGCAAACUCCGGCCCUCCAGAUGUUUGGGACUACAAUUCCCAUCAUCCCCAACCACUGGUCCUGUUAGCUAGAGAUGAUAGGAAUUGUAGUCCUGAACAUCUGGAGGGCCAGAGUUUGCCUAUGCCUGAUUUAAGCCUUCACUUUGCAGAAUCCUGUUCUUUAUGAGAAGUUUUUACUUCCUGGCCUGGUUCAAACAUAACAAUAAACCAUGUUUUAAGCAUUACUUGUGCGAGUCACAGUUGGUGAACUCCUUUUACAAUGAGGGAAGGAGGCGUGAAUGCCUCUGUUUUAAAUCAUACGAAGUUUUCUGUUAAUGUCUGAACUUUGGAAACUCUGGUUCAUUCACACAACAGUUUAAUCCUGAUUUAUUUAAGCAGCUACAAUAAUCUGCAGUUUCCCGAGUUUGAACAGGAAAUUGUCGUUUUUUAAAAACUGAAUUGGGCCCCCAAUGUUUAUGGUGUCAGAGGAAAACUGCAGGAAUUAUUUCUACAUUCUUGGUUUUAUUUUUCAAAUGUUCAGCCUUUAAUUUACAAAUUUUCAUUACUGCUAAAAGUGUAGCACUUUUAGAUCCUGUUGAUUUCAGGUGGAAAAGGAAUGUUAAUGUGUGACUUCAGUUUUCACGUAAUCUCUCACCAGAUGAACACGGUAGUCCAGCUCAUCUUAGUGGCAGCUUCUUUAGCAGCUCCGGUUUUCAAUUAUGUGGACAGUAUGUAUCUUCAGACCUUAUGGUAUGUAGCCCUUAUACUGCAUUUUUCGCCCUAUAGGACGCACCGGCCCAUAGGAUGCACCUAGUUUUUUGAGGGGGAAAGAAAGAAAGAAAAUUUAUCCCCCCCCCCCCCAACUGGGGCGGCGGAAGCCCGAGCUUUUAAAAACGCACCUACCGUAGUUUAUAGAGGAGAAAAACAAAGGCAGCAGGCUCCCUAGGCUGCGGAUAGCUGCCUGAAGCACGGGGCGCUCUGCUUCAGCACGCCCCGCGCUCUGGGCAGCAGGCUGCUAUCCGCAGCCUAGGGAGCCCUGUGGGAACUCCCGCGGGCUCCCCAGGCUUGCUGAUAGCUUUCUGAAGCCUGGAGGGCGAGAGGGGUCGGGGCCCACCGACCCCUCUCUCUCUCCAAGCUUCAGCGAAAGCCUGCAUUCGCCCCAUAGGAUGCACACAGAUUUCCCCUUCAUUUUUGGAGGGGGAAAAGUGCGUCCUAUAGAGCGAAAAAUACGGUAAUUGUUACGAUACAACUGAUUUGUGGGGGAACAGGCAAUUCUGAAAGAAUAGGAUGCAAAUGAAGGGAUCCUGAGCAGUUUUGGACAUCACCUAUUUGUAUGGUUGCUGAAAUCAUGUCACUAGUGGCUGCAAGCAACCAAGUUAAAGCAAUUGCAGCUCAAUUCUGGGUAUUUUAAACUUCUAAGUAAGCCUGUGCAUAGGAUUGCAGCCCUACUAACAUGGGAUUAUAUUCAGAGUUACUACUUAUGCUGAAUUGGUAUGUGGUCAAUAAAUUUAGGACUAGAAUUAUCUCUAGGCAAGCAGCGCUACCUUGGCUCCUCGUUCAGUAUGAGAUAAAAUAAUACCGACCUAAAGAUUCCCUCAUUGCAGGGGUUGGUCGGUUCUCCACCUGUGGGUCUCCAGAUGUUGUUGGACUACAACUCCCAUCAUCCCUGAGCUCUGGCCUUGCUAGCUAGGGGUGAUGGGAGUUGUAGUUCAACAACAUCUGGGACUCUAGAUGGAAGAGUUUAAAGUGGGGUAGCAAGAUGAUAUGCAUGAAUCAAUUUAGAAUUAUUAUGAUAGAGAGGCUCCUGGACCAUAUACUUAACCCUGCAAUACUAAGGUCUCUGGUUCAGUCCUCUUCAGCUCUUGGGUAAGUAAGACUGCGAAAGACCUACAAGAGCUGCAGCCAGUGAAAGUAGACUCUCGCCAGUGACCAGAUGGGUUGGUGGUCUAGCUUAUUAUAAGGAAGAUUCAGAUGUUCAUAUUUUGGCUUAACUAGAUUUUUGUUUGGGCUUCCAGAGAGCUCAGUGUUAAAAAUCAGCUUUGGCUGCUGUAGGAGAAAUUUGUUCACGACAAGUCGAACAUCCCUUGCCCUUACCUACCCUUCUUUACUAGCGAGCUAUGGUACUUUUUUCUCCUUGUGUUUCCUAGGGAACUAAUACGAUUGUUUCCUCCCUGAAGGUGCAUCACAGCUUUCACAACAACAGCAUCUGCUUACAGUUACUAUCAUUAUGGCCGAAAAACAGUUCAGGUACUAAACAGCAAAUGAAGGCUCUGAGUGAGUUGCUUGCUUCUUGAUAAAGAACACUUUUUGAUAGCUUUGUCUCAGUGGAAACCAUGUCUUCACAUUGAAGCUAUUCGGAAGUUAAAAUGAAGUUUUGAUUAUGUAAAUAUGCAGAAUUUUCAAUGUACUUUUUUCAAUUUGUUACAAAUAAAAUAUAAUUUUUUACCUUAAUGCACAAACACUUGCAGAGAUUAUCACCUGAUGGUUAUUGCUCAUUGCUUUUCUGAAGUUUUCACUUAUUUGGGGGGGGGGGGGAUUGCUAUGCUACCCUCCUUGAUGUAUUUGAAUUCAACACAUCACAGCCCCCUUCCAUUUCAUUGUUUUUAGGAUGUGGGGCAAACGGAAGCCUACUUUACUAAGUCCUACACUGUUGAUAAAAAUGUUCAAACUAAAACCUUGAACCACCCUUCUUAAUAGUCUAAUGUUUAGGAAAGGGCAGCCUUUGUUAUGCAAGGACAUAGUAAAUUAUGAUGUGCACUAACCUUGCGAUGCUUGUAUAAAUGUUUAGAAUUGAAUUGCUGACUAAGCAAGGCAACCCUGAAACUUUGGGAAAGAGAUAAACACUCUCUUCACAAAUUAGACAUCAUGAUUAAAUGUGUUGAAAUAAUGAAAAAAGUUGGUGUAGCAUAGUAGAUAAAAAACUGGAUUACUAAAAUUGAUGUAUGAAGUAGUGGGUGGAGCUGCUAAUAUUGCCAGAACAGAUGCUCCUCUUGUUACCUGUAUGGUACAAGAGUUUGGUUUCCCAUAUUCAACAAAACACAAUAAAAUAAAGGUAGUGAAGUUAAAACUAAGAAAGGACUUACAGUGUGGUUAGCUUAUAGGAUGUUGAAAAGUCCACUGAUGGAAAAAAGACAUGAUUAGGACAUAAUGAAUAAAAUUCUGGGCAAUGUCACAGGUGAUCUCUAGGACUUCUGUAGCUCAAGCAAGCAAGUAUUCUGCAUUAGUGGUUAGUAUGAAAUGAAUAUGCUAGUUCUUUUAAUAAAACAGUAGGAGGCAGUUUUUAAAUUUCCUAUUUAAAACAUCAGACAUGGAAGAUAAAUGAUGGCCUGUCAGAGCACAGUCCAUCUAUAGGCAUGUAGUCUUUUGCAUAUGGUGAGCAAGAUGACCUGUAAAAAGGUUCUAUAAACUGAAAAUGAACUUUUGCAUGUUGGAUUAUGCUGCUAUCUCACCAGAAGUGAAUUUAUUGUGGAAUCAAAGGCUUGAUGGAGUAUAAAAACAAUUUUAAUAUGUUUGAUAUAUUCUAACUUGUAUAAAGAAGGUAUAUUGAAAAGAUACUUGAUAGUUUAUGUAACCUCAGAAUGCUGCAGUCCAGUUGUGUUGCAGUGUAAGAAGAUAAAGAAGCUUUUUAAGUUUAUCAAGACAAAAUAGAGCAUGAUGUACUGUAGAAGCACUCAGGUACAUUCUUACAACUGGACAAGAAUAGAUACCACAUGUCUCAAAUGUUUUAAAGAGAACUGAAAAAUGAUGUGAAGGCUUGUCCAUAGUCAGUGCCUCUGCACUUUUAAAAUAAAUUUUUCUAUGACUCAACU
This is a messenger RNA of Podarcis lilfordi (Lilford's wall lizard), 11692 nucleotides long. NCBI's taxonomy places the organism in Eukaryota, Metazoa, Chordata, Lepidosauria, Squamata, Lacertidae. The record is from the annotation of a GenBank genome assembly.